This is a messenger RNA of Oncorhynchus gorbuscha (pink salmon), 472 nucleotides long. Its product is annotated as cytosolic Fe-S cluster assembly factor nubp1-like. The record is from RefSeq and is a predicted model, not a curated record. Gene Ontology annotation, molecular function: ATP-dependent FeS chaperone activity; ATP binding; iron-sulfur cluster binding. Gene Ontology annotation, cellular component: cytosol. Gene Ontology annotation, biological process: iron-sulfur cluster assembly. Lineage: Eukaryota; Metazoa; Chordata; Actinopteri; Salmoniformes; Salmonidae.
GAGGUAUCUCUUCAGGACGUCAGGAAGGAGAUCAGGUUCUGUCAGAAGGUCCAGCUACCCAUCAUAGGAGUGGUGGAGAACAUGAGUGGGUUUGUCUGUCCCAAAUGCAAGAACACGUCUCAGAUCUUCCCUCCCACCACGGGAGGAGCAGAGAGGAUGUGUGAAGAGAUGAACCUUACUCUGCUAGGACGAGUCCCACUGGACCCCAGGAUAGGUAAGAGUUGUGAUGAAGGGAAGUCAUUCCUGACUGAAGUCCCAGACUCCCCUGCUGCUGCUGCUUACCACUCGAUAGUACAGAGUAUCCAGGCCUACUGCUCGUCCCAUGUGACACGGGAGGAGAGUGCUGGCUAGAAGCCAGUCUGGAGGCCGCCAUGUUGCUCUGGAUGCCAGGGACGGAUCACAUGUCGAGGGUCCCUGCUGUCUAAUGAAUGAAUCACAUGCUCUGGUUUAGAAACUGAUUGAGGAUCAGGAC